This is a messenger RNA of Columba livia (rock pigeon), 27050 nucleotides long. It is a transcript of the gene GRIN2B, whose product is annotated as glutamate ionotropic receptor NMDA type subunit 2B. The record is from RefSeq and is a predicted model, not a curated record. Bases 1946 to 6457 code for a protein of 1503 amino acids. The transcript has 16 exons. NCBI's taxonomy places the organism in Eukaryota, Metazoa, Chordata, Aves, Columbiformes, Columbidae. Gene Ontology annotation, molecular function: NMDA glutamate receptor activity. Gene Ontology annotation, biological process: excitatory postsynaptic potential; long-term synaptic potentiation; monoatomic ion transport. Gene Ontology annotation, cellular component: NMDA selective glutamate receptor complex; plasma membrane.
GAGCACACUGAACGUCAACAACAGAUGGGUUUUUGUGCAAAACAUGGUACCACAGUUAGACUGAGAAGGAAAAAUGAUGGCUUUCCAUCUCAGCCCCAGCGCAUUCAGGAGGAAUAGGUGUGUUCUUGAAGAUUUGAAUGGAAAGGACCUUAAUCUAUGCAGAAAAUCUGAUCUCCAGCCUCCAAGGGACUGAGAUUUUGGCAGCCUCCAGCCUCUAAUGCCCCUCAAUACUGCCAGUUUAGCUGAUCUGCGUUUGAUGCCUUUUUCUUCAAGUCCACAAGCUAAUAUCCACAGACUCCUGUCUAGAAGCACUGGUGAAGAAAAUAUGCCAGUAGGUGGGGUGUGCUGGGUAAGCAGAAGACAGUAGAGACUGGGGAAGAACUGGCUAGGCUGGAUUCUUUGCAGGAACCUGGUCUGAGAUGGCCUUGCCACACAGCUGCUAGAAACAGAACUAGUAUCUUUCCAUUGACUUGUUCUUAUUGCUGCUGGAAAACUCCCUUCCAGCAAUUACCAUUUUUAGAGUUUUUUUUUAUUAUUAUUAUUUUUAAAUCAUGUAUUUACAUAUAUAAUGAUAAUGUUCUGUUUUAUAUUGUGUGCUUUCCCUUAACAGUACUGAGGUUGCAUUGAAUUAGUUUUGCAUAACAUCUCUGUUUCCAACAUGGAAUGAGUUUAUGAGUUUUUGCAGUGGUUUCGGUUCACUGUUGAACCAGCUGAUGGAGAAGGCAAUUAAAGAAGUGAUAGUAACUUGGGCUUUGGUAAAUCAGCUGCUGUCUGUACUGAGGCUAAGGAACCUCAGGUUCAUAUGGCUGUUUUCUCCAUUAAGAUGAACCUAACAGAGCUAAUAUUUUUGUUUUAAUUUGGAUUAGGUUCUAGCAAGGAAAAGGGAAGGUUUUAUGCCUUUCUUACAAGUGCUGAAGUGCCACAGAGCUGGCUCAGGCAUAAAACCUCCCUGGAAGAGAAUAGUAGAGGAUGCUUCUGUGUUGGCCAUGGAUUCAGGAGGACAGUGUGUCAUCAGAUUACAUCUGUUUGGUAUUUUAAGGUUUCGCUACAACCCUAAAGUAGAAUGUUAUUGUGUGAAGAAUGAAGUCCUGCAGUUUAAGAAGAAAUACUCUGGCAUAAAAUGCAUUCCAUAAGAAAUUCUGCUGCUGUGGAAAAUGUGGGGCCUUGCCAGAAACCCUCCCACUCAGGAGAGAAACUGAACGCCAGAAAAGCGGAUGGACUCCAUGAUAUUAAACACUUGGGGAAUGGGUUCAACUCUGUUGCCCUUUUCGGUGAGAUUGCAGCUGACAGUUCAUGCAGGAGGAUAUAUGCAGGUGAUGCUCUGAACACUUCCCCCUCUCCGCCGCGUAUCUCCUACCCUGCCAGUAUCAGAGACUGAAGAAGUUGAGCAUGUCUGAGGUGGAUCAGCCUUGCAGGGAGAGAGGGGGGCAGUAGCUGCUCAGAGCAGCCCGAGUGCUUGAAUCAGGAUCUGCUGGAAGGGGACGCUUUGAGGAUAAUCAUGCUUCACAGAAGAACGGCACCGACCUCCAGUUGCUUUAAACACAACCUCCUCCACUAGGGCUCCAGGAAAAAAAAAAAAAAAAGAAAAAAGAGAAUAAUUAUAAGAAUAACCAUUAAAAAGGUGAAAGGAAUGCUUACUCUGGAACCUGCAUUUGACGAUCUUCACCACUCGCGCUGAAUAUCCUCUGAAAUUAUUUUCUCCGGCUUUUAAAUUUGCACCGUCUCAAGAAGCAAGAUUGCCUCAAAGAAUCCUCUAAUUUUUUUUUUUACAGACAAAAAGGAUUUUUUAAAACUCAUUCUCCCACAUUUGCCCCCCAACCCUUAUUCUUCUUAUGUGGAUAUGCAAGCAAGAAGAGGAGACUGGACAUUCCCAACAUGCUCUCUCCCUUGAUCUGUCCGUCUAGAGGUUCUGCUUCUACAAACCAAGGGAGUGUAAGAGCCGAAGAUGAGGCGCAGAGUGGAGUGCUACUCUCCAAGAUUUUGGCUGGUGCUGGCAGUCCUCGCGACAACAGGGAGCGGGGCCCAUGCCCAGAAAAGCCACCCGAGCAUUGGCAUUGCGGUCAUCCUCGUGGGGACCUCAGACGAAGUGGCCAUCAAAGAUGCCCACGAGAAAGAUGACUUCCACCACCUCUCAGUGGUGCCUCGGGUGGAGCUGGUGGCCAUGAAUGAGACAGAUCCCAAGAGCAUCAUCACCCGCAUCUGUGACCUCAUGUCAGAUCGGAAGAUUCAAGGGGUAGUAUUUGCUGACGACACAGACCAGGAAGCCAUUGCCCAGAUCCUGGACUUCAUCUCUGCCCAGACCCUCACUCCCAUCCUGGGCAUCCAUGGAGGCUCCUCUAUGAUCAUGGCAGAUAAGGAUGAGUCAUCCAUGUUCUUCCAGUUUGGACCAUCAAUAGAACAGCAAGCCUCUGUCAUGCUCAACAUCAUGGAAGAAUAUGACUGGUACAUCUUCUCCAUUGUCACUACUUACUUCCCUGGUUACCAGGACUUUGUGAACAAGAUCCGCAGUACAAUUGAGCACAGCUUUGUGGGUUGGGAACUGGAGGAGGUCCUCCUGUUGGACAUGUCCCUGGAUGAUGGGGACUCAAAGAUCCAGAACCAGCUCAAGAAGCUCCAAAGUCCUGUUAUCCUCCUCUACUGCACAAAGGAAGAGGCCACCUACAUUUUUGAGGUGGCCAACUCUGUGGGUCUGACAGGCUAUGGUUACACGUGGAUCGUGCCCAGCCUGGUGGCAGGGGAUACAGACACAGUGCCAUCCGAGUUCCCCACCGGGCUCAUCUCUGUCUCAUAUGAUGAAUGGGACUACGGUCUUCCUGCCAGAGUGAGGGAUGGAAUAGCCAUAAUCACCACGGCUGCUUCUGAUAUGCUCUCUGAACACAGCUUCAUCCCUGAGCCCAAGAGCAGCUGUUACAACACCCAGGAGAAAAGGAUUUACCAGUCCAACAUGCUCAACAGGUACCUGAUCAAUGUCACCUUUGAAGGCAGGAAUUUGUCGUUCAGCGAAGACGGAUACCAGAUGCAUCCCAAGCUGGUGAUCAUCCUUCUGACCAAGGAGAGGAAGUGGGAGAGGGUGGGGAAAUGGAAGGAAAAAAAGUUGCAGAUGAAGUAUUACGUGUGGCCCCGCUUUGAGCUGUAUCCCGACUCUGAGGAACGCGAGGACGAUCACCUGAGUAUUGUGACCUUGGAAGAGGCACCGUUCGUCAUUGUGGAGAAUGUGGACCCCUUAAGUGGCACCUGCAUGAGGAACACGGUCCCUUGUCAAAAACGCAUAGUGACCGAGAACAAAACCGAUGAGGAGCCAGAUUACAUGAAGAAAUGUUGCAAGGGAUUCUGCAUUGACAUCCUCAAGAAAAUAUCAAAGUCUGUAAAGUUCACCUAUGACCUCUACUUGGUGACUAAUGGCAAACAUGGGAAAAAAAUCAAUGGGACGUGGAAUGGAAUGAUUGGAGAGGUUGUCACCAAACGGGCUUAUAUGGCUGUGGGAUCUCUCACCAUUAAUGAGGAGCGUUCAGAAGUGGUGGAUUUCUCUGUGCCCUUCAUUGAGACGGGAAUCAGCGUCAUGGUGUCACGUAGCAAUGGAACUGUCUCACCUUCUGCCUUCUUAGAGCCUUUCAGUGCUGAUGUAUGGGUGAUGAUGUUUGUGAUGCUGCUUAUCAUCUCUGCGGUGGCCGUCUUCGUCUUUGAGUACUUCAGCCCUGUGGGCUAUAAUCGGUGCCUUGCUGAUGGCAGAGAGCCCGGAGGUCCCUCUUUCACCAUUGGCAAAGCUAUCUGGUUGCUGUGGGGGCUGGUCUUCAACAACUCUGUGCCAGUGCAGAAUCCCAAGGGUACCACUAGCAAGAUCAUGGUGUCGGUGUGGGCCUUCUUCGCUGUCAUCUUUCUGGCCAGCUACACUGCCAACCUGGCUGCCUUCAUGAUCCAAGAGGAAUAUGUGGACCAGGUGUCUGGCUUGAGCGACAAAAAGUUCCAGAAACCCAAUGACUUCUCACCCCCUUUCCGCUUCGGGACGGUUCCCAAUGGCAGCACAGAAAGGAACAUUCGCAACAACUACCCUGAAAUGCACAGCUACAUGGUGAAGUUCAAUCAGAGGGGGGUGGAUGAUGCACUGUUCUCGCUGAAGACUGGGAAGUUGGAUGCUUUCAUUUAUGAUGCAGCAGUGCUAAACUACAUGGCUGGCAGAGAUGAAGGCUGCAAGCUGGUGACGAUUGGGAGUGGGAAAGUGUUUGCCUCCACUGGCUAUGGCAUUGCCAUCCAAAAAGACUCAGGCUGGAAGCGACAGGUUGAUCUUGCCAUUCUACAGCUUUUUGGAGAUGGUGAGAUGGAGGAGCUGGAAGCACUGUGGCUCACUGGCAUUUGUCACAAUGAGAAGAACGAGGUUAUGAGCAGCCAGUUGGAUAUAGAUAACAUGGCAGGUGUCUUCUACAUGCUGGGAGCAGCCAUGGCCCUCAGUCUCAUCACCUUCAUCUGUGAGCAUCUCUUCUACUGGCAAUUCCGCCACUGCUUCAUGGGCGUCUGCUCUGGCAAGCCUGGUGUGGUCUUCUCCAUCAGCAGGGGUAUCUACAGCUGCAUCCAUGGUGUGGCCAUCGAGGAACGCCAGUCAGCAAUGAACUCGCCCACGGCGACUAUGAACAACACCCAUUCCAACAUUCUCCGCCUGCUUCGGACAGCCAAGAACAUGGCCAACCUGUCAGGAGUCAAUGGCUCACCACAGAGUGCCCUGGACUUCAUCCGCCGCGAGUCGUCGGUCUAUGAUAUUUCCGAGCAUCGCCGAAGUUUCACCCACUCAGACUGCAAGUCCUACAACAACCCCCCCUGUGAGGAGAACCUCUUUAGUGACUAUAUUAGUGAGGUGGAAAGGACCUUUGGCAACCUCCAGCUGAAGGACAGCAAUGUUUAUCAGGACCACUACCACCACCACCACCGCCCCCACAGCAUUGGCAGCACCAGCUCCAUCGAUGGGCUCUAUGACUGUGACAACCCACCCUUCAACGCCCAGUCGCGGUCCAUCGGGAAGAAGCCCUUAGACCUGGGGUUACCUCCUGCCAAGCACAGCCAGCUGGGUGACAUUUACGGCAAGUUCUCCUUCAAGAGUGACCGCUACGGGGGCAGCGGGGCCCACGAUGACCUGAUCCGCUCAGAUGUCUCUGACAUUUCCACUCACACAGUCACCUAUGGCAACAUUGAGGGCAACGCGGCCAAGCGGCGGAAGCAGCAGUACAAGGACAGCCUGAAGAAGCGCCCGGCCUCUGCCAAGUCCCGACGGGAGUUCGACGAGAUAGAGCUGGCUUACCGCCGGCGCCCUCCACGCUCGCCUGACCACAAGCGCUACUUCAGGGACAAGGAAGGGCUACGGGACUUCUACCUGGACCAAUUUCGGGCCAAGGAGAACUCGCCACACUGGGAACACGUGGACCUGACAGAUAUCUACAAAGAGAGGGGAGAUGAGUUUAAGCGUGAUGCAGGAGGAGGAGGGAGUGGAUCCUGCACCAACAGGGCCCACCACAAGCAUGGCUCGGGUGAGUUUGGCGGAGGCAACGAGCACAAGCAUGGUGUUGUGAGCGGAGUCCCAGCACCGUGGGAGAAGAACCUGACCAACCUAGACUGGGAGGAUCGGCCCGGGGCUAAUUUCUGCCGUAGUUGCCCUUCUAAGCUUCACAACUACACGCCAUCGGUGGUGGGGCAGAACUCCACUCGCCAGGCCUGUAUCCGCUGCGAGGCUUGCAAGAAAGCAGGUAACCUGUAUGACAUCAGUGAGGACAAUUCGCUCCAAGAGCUGGACCAGCCGCCUGCUCCUGUGCCCGUGGCCACCAGUGCCACCUCCUCCUCCAAAUAUCCUCAGAGCCCUUCCAAUUCUGCCUCCAAGGUGCAGAAGAAGAACCGCAACAAGCUCCGCCGGCAGCACUCCUAUGACACCUUUGUGGACCUGCAGAAGGAUGACUCGGCCCUGGCCCCCCGCAGCGUCAGCCUCAAGGACAAGGGCCGCUUUUUAGAGGGGAGCCCCUAUGCCCACAUGUUUGAGAUGCCAGCCAGUGAGACCACCUUUGCCAACAACAAGUCCUCAGUGCCCGCCACCAGCUACCACCACCACAACAACCCCGGCAGCAGCGGGGGCUACAUGCUUAGCAAGUCGCUCUACCCCGACCGGGUCACCCAAAACCCUUUCAUCCCCACUUUUGGGGAUGACCAAUGCUUGCUCCAUGGCAGCAAAUCUUAUUUCUUCAGGCAGCCUGUGGUGGCAGGAGGGCCCAAAGCCAGGCCAGACUUCCGAGCCAUCGUCACCACCAACAAGCCGGUGGUCUCAGCCCUUCAUGGGGCUGUGCCAGCCCGUUUCCAGAAGGACAUCUGUAUAGGGAACCAGUCCAACCCCUGUGUGCCUAACAACAAAAACCCCAGGGCUUUCAAUGGCUCCAGCAACGGGCAUGUUUAUGAGAAACUCUCCAGUAUUGAGUCUGACGUUUGAGUGAGAAGGGAAGAGCGUGGGGAGGGACUGGGGGUGUAUGUGGAGCAUGGGAGGGCGGGGUGGGAUCAAUCCCGAUGGCUACUCUCCUGAGUUGUCGUUAGUUUGUGGGAUACUGGAGUUCUGAGUAGUGCAGCACUGGUGACAAGUGCCACCUCUUUGGUUUCCCCUCUUCCUCCUCCUCUUUCUCACCCCUCCCCUUUUAUCUCUUUUUCCAUAUUCUUGCUCCUCCCAUUCUCCUGCAUUCCUGACCAUUGCACUUUACAGUGACAUCGGAGUUGGAUAUCCUCGCUCGUGAUUUCAGGAAGUGGAGAAAAAGGCAGGGAAGGGGUGGGCUGAGGGGGAGCAGCAGUGACUCUAGCAUCUCACUUUUGCUGGCUCCUGGCAGAGAAAGGCAUGUGUACACACACACGUGUGUGAGUGCAGGAGGAGACAGCAGAAGCAAUGUAAUGGACAUGCAGGAAAAUACGCUUGCUCAGGCAACUCUUCCUAAAACUGCCUAAAAAAGAAUAGCGUUUGAAGACGUGGAGAAAGUGAAGAGGGAAUAACACAACUGACUUGAUGAUGCACUUAUACGUUAGCUAUACUGAGGUUCUCAUUACAUAAUUUUGUGAAGUCUACGGGGGUUUAGGGCUGAAAUAUACAUAUAUAUAUAUUUGCGUAUAUGCUGAGAAAUUUUAUGCUAAAAUUUUGAAUUGUCUGCUGGGCGAGUGUGGGAGGAGGGAGAGAAGGCUUGUCUUGCAGGUCUGGCUAGUGGUUUCACUAUGCCUAUUACAGCCAUUGAAUCUGUGGCAGGCCAGUGGGAGAAAUGGAAAGGAAGUGGGUUUUGAUCCUGAAGUCAGGGAAGCUGCUGGGAUCUCUGACAGAGGAUGCUGAUUUACACUGAAGUGAGAGGAGUCUGGGGAAAGGGACACAGGCUUGGUUCAUUAGCUGUGAAUUGCUGACUAGUUGUGACAUACUUAAGAGUGGGAGCAGUGUAUAGUAUGGGUUAGCCUAUACGCGAGUAUAUAUGAUAACUUUAUACUUGAAAUGUCUGUGGAGAAAGCAAAAUAAACCCAUGAUCCUGUAAGGUGUCUGGAUAACAAACAGAAUGGAACAGAGCUAAAGAGUAGGGAAGGGCAAAAAGUUUUACACUGUCACUUCAGGAUGUACCAAGCCUGUUUUGGCAUGUCCUUUCAGUGAGGAGGGUGAGAAAAAAAGGAUUUUCAUCCUUCUGCCUUCCCUACCCUUGGCCAGAAGGUUGGAAUAAAAAGAACAGAGUGCCCUCUGCAAAAGCUGGCAUGGUGCUGGAGAUGAAAAAAAAAAUGCCAUGGAAGGGUGCGUGUGGUGACGGAGGUGCUGGUGAACUGUUUCAAUGCCUCCUUGCACAUGUGGAAAUGGGAGAAGGGUGUGUGCACCCAUUGGAAAUACAUAUGUAUAUUUACUAUUGAAUGUACAGGGGAAGUACGCGCCUUGUCUUCCUGGGAAGAGGUGGGCUUGAACAAGUGCCAGAGAGCACAGAAACUUGUGCUGAGGGCUGGAGACAAGACGUGCAAGGUUGAAAUGUGUGUGUACAUGUAUGUGUGCCUCUGCGUGCGAAAGAGAGAGAUACUAGCACAGGCGCAAAGCUGGAAUAGCCUAGGGUUUCCCAUCCCUGCAGUUGUAGUGACAGCUUUCCUGGUGCACCUAGUAUCAAUAAGAGUGGUUUUUCUUUCCAUUGUAUCAUUUUAGAUGCAAGUUAAACUAAAGGGAAGGGAGCAAUGGUACGAGUGAGAAGCUGAACUCCCCUUUCAUAUGUCUUCUUUCUCCUGAGGUGGGGAUGUGGGCCAGCCUCUCCUGUCCUGAGAGAUAUGGCAAAGUUUCUCCUGCUUAUCCUGGGUCUGUCCCAGUAUCUCGAUGACCAUGGCUCACCAGGGGAAAGAUUGAGAGAGCCCUGUGCUGAGGGCAUGGGGACACUGCUGCGGACUCACUCUGAAAGGAGAUGGCAGCCCCGUCUUUAUGAGCCACUUGGAGCUGAAAGCCAACUCUCUCACAUUCCUCACCGCACCCUGGUUGAUUUUAUCUUUCUCUUCUUAAGCCAACAGAAGGCCUUUUAUUUAUUUACCUAUUUAUUUUAUUUAUUUUUUAAAGUUGGGGUGGGGGGAGGGUGGAUUUGCCUGUAAAGUCAAAGAGUGUGAGAAGAGGGUGGGAAGGGUUGGUGAAGGGAAUGUUUUCUUAUAUUUAAUUGAGAAAAUAAAGGAGGGAAGAGGGGGAGAGUGUUUUAAGGGAACUUCUUAUUCUUUCCCUCUUCUCUCAUUACAAGGACAAUAGGGAAAGAAAAAAAAAAAAAAGAAAAAAAAAAAAGAAACCAAACAAUUUAACAGAGCGAUCUGCAAUCCAGAACACACGGCAGUUUGUCAGACACCUCUGACAGCGGCCACCGAGAAGGCGUUCCUUUCAUUUGUAAAUAUUUCUUUUUUUAUUGCGUUUUUGUAUAAAUUGGUGUUUAUCUUCUUGUGAAUAUUCAGGUCGUGGGGUGGGAGGGAGGGGAAGUUUGUUUCCGUUCUGUUUGUUUUCUAUGACUUUUCAGGCUGCGUUUUUGGAAGCGGUUUACGCGGGUCGAGGCCGUAUGAAUGAGGGAGAGGGAGAGAGAGAGAGAAUGAGAGAGAGAUAUGAGUGUUGUGUUCCCCUGAGGCCCCCCGUAUUGCCCUGUCACCUUUAUCUUCGUGAAUGGAAGACGCCGGAACGUCACUUCAAGCCUUGCCAGCAGGGUUUCAUGUUUUGAUGGAAACACCCCCAAUUCCUUUUUGCAUAUAAACUCUCUGUACCAGCAUCUCUCUGUGGAGUCUGGGCCUCAAGGCACUACACUGUCUUGAUAGUGGUGGGGUGAACCAUCAAGUUGGCCACUCAGGUUGGACCAUCACUUUGACAUUAAGAGACUUCUCCAAUGCUACUUUGGUUUAGAAAUCUUGGACCUGGGAAAGCUCGUGAUUAUUUCUGGUAUUUCCUAAGGGCUUUGGGGGAAGCUUGACAGCUGGUGAGGGCAGCUAAUCUCUUUGGUGGUUAUCUCAGUACUUUUCCGUCCCUCCCCACCUGGAAUGAGGAAACUUGGAGGGUGGCUCUGCAGGGAAAUUAAGCCGAAAACAAACCAAAAAGAAGUUAAUGGAACUUUUUUCAAAUCUCUUCUUAAAGGUUCUGAUUUUUGUGUUCCGGGGUGAAAGUUGGUUCAUAUUUUCUCCGAACUGGUCUGUCCCUUGUUCCACUGAUUGGCAAAUGACAGUUUGCCAGAAUCAUUAUCUAGUGUUGAUACUGUUAUAGCACUGUUAACACUCUGAGUGCUCUGCAAAUAUUAACUGUGCCACAAACCACUCAAAUGAAUGCUCUAGGGCAACCAGAAAAGAAGAACUGGAAAUUCUGGACUGAAUCACUGGUCUAACCACAGGAGCCUGGUAUUUUGCCUUCUCCCAUAAUAGAUUAGGCCGUGUGUCUAUCAGGUUAAUCCUUUCUCCUACAAGUGAUCUUUUCUGGUUGCUUUGUUUAUUUUAGUUCUGACAGGUCAACAAGCUUCGGGACAGAGAUAAAGGGGAGGGUUUGGGAGGGGGGAGGGUGCAAUUCAUAAUCCAGAAAAUAAAUUUAUGAUGUUAUUAAACUCUGAUUAUAUAUUUAGAAUUUUAGAUUUGGUGUACUUUCAUUCUAAGUAUUCAAGUGAAUCAAUCAGGUAAUAUUAGCAGCAGGUGUUGUCUAUACUAGAAAACCACCCAUGUGCUGUUUAUUACCUGUCCAGAAAAGAAUGGGAUUUCAUACCAGAGCCUGACAAAACUCCACAUCCCCUCCUGUGUCGUUUCUCCCUUUCUCCUGUAGAAACACCAGUAUUUUCUGGGGCAGUGGCUGGGAACAAUUCCGCUCUCUGAAGGUUUCUGCACACAAGAAUACAGAGCAAAAACCUCUACAGUUUGGUGACCUCUACUAUAUAUUUGCAGCCAGCCUCCCGGGAAAGAUUAGGCACCUUUGGCAAUGUUUCUGACAUUUGCCUCCACGCUCUAGCCUGAGGCACGGCACUCUGAGAGGUAUUUUCAUGAACCAUGUUCUUCUGGAGUGGUACUGAAGUGUAUGUACUCAGCUGAAGGAGGAUGUGUAUGAAGGAGCCAGAGGAAAUAUUCUAAAAAAUCAAAUGUGCCAUGCACAGUGGAAAGCAACUGGCAGGUAUAUCUUGCAGCCAUGGAUCUCCAUUUCAUAAUCCUUCUUGGAGUAUUCACACCAGUGUUUUGGUGUAGCACAACACAACACGGGCUGGUGUAGUAUUUCUCUGUUUCUCAUCACACCUCCCAGUGAGGGCAAUAUCAGAGCUUGCCAUGUCACAUCGUAAGUAGGAAGAAAAGCUGCAGUCAGGACUUGUCAGUUGAGACAAUGAAGCACACUGGCCCCACCUCCUCAGCAAAAACCAUCCCUUUCUCUCUGAAAUCUAGCAUUCGUCAUCAGAACUCUCCAGGCAAGAACCCCAGUGGGUUCAAAAUGCUCAGCAAUAUGCAAGUAUGAACUUUGCCCAUAGAGAACUGAUAUUUCAGUUUCCAGCACAUGGAGGGAGGAAGGUUCCUUUGUGAUGUCCUGAAGGAUUUGGUGGAGGAGUUCAGAGUUGCCAGGAUGGGCAUCUUUGCUUUUUACUUCUUCAGCAACGCAUGCUGCCAUUAAGCUCCUCGCUCCAAGAAGACACUACUAUCCAUCUUGAAUAAAGCCCCUUUGUACCUUCAAGUCAGGGUUGUUUCUUACAGCAACAUUGCCAGCAAAAGAGAGAGGGGGAGGCAGAGAAUGAAUACGAUGGUGGUGACAGGUUAGCAUGAUCAGAGAUACCUCAGGGAUCUUCAUAGGCAAGUCUUUGCUUUAGAGCUUUCUAUCAAAUGUGGCAUAUCUUCCCACCUCCAUUGCUUAUCAACAGAUGGAAGCAAGCCUGGGAACACAGCCAAUGAUCAGAUUUAGGCCUUUCACACAUCCUCCACUCCAGUCAAGCAACCUUUGAUGAGCCCUUCCCAUGGAGAAGGGUAGGAGGUUGCACUUCCCCACGUAUUUUUGGUUGCCAAACAGAAAAGAAAAAAGGGAGGGGAUAAAGAUGGGGAGUGUUGAUGAAGGGACUUUGUACUGAUUCCCUGCACCAUCACUUUAGGGAAUUACACUUCACCCUUCCUGCUCAAUCCAAGCUGGCAAAGGGUAGGGUCCAAUUAUGCUGCUUCUCUGUGGCGUACACCUGGCUCACCACAGGAGCCUCUGGGAGCUGCUUGCGAAAAACGAACUGGAUUGCUGGCAACAAAUGGGGAUGGACUCCAAGUCACGAACCCCAUCUGCACCCACCCUUUCCCAUAAGUGCUUCCCUGCUGCUGAACACACCUGGCGUGUCCCCCUGGAACACACCUACCAUGCUGCUGGAUGCUGCAGGGCACAUUGAGAUAGUAACUAGUGGGACUCAACUGUUGUCCCCACAAGGGCUUAUUUUCAAUUUGCAGCCAAAUAGAUUUCCAAGCCAUAGACCCUCGCUGCAUUCACCCACCUACACUUCCCUGUGGCUCCCUUCCUCCUCCCCCUCUUCAAAGGCAAACUGGGGCGCUGACUGUCUCACUGGCGAUAUGAAUAUUAUUGCUUCGUCUUCAUCAUGGGCUCUCUGGACCUCCCUGGGGCUGACUGCAGACAGACCUGGGUGUCUGCCCUUAGAACGGCAACAAUGGCAGCAACAAAAACCACUUUGCAAUUGGCUUUGAGCUCUUUCUUCGUCUCUUGAGCAUCCCCAAAUUCCUCUCCUAGCCAUGCCAUUUGAGUGAAUUCUGGCACCCUUCUGUCGUUGCUGACAACAAAACUGACACAGCAUGAAUGUGCUUGUUUAUAGAAAAAGGCAGUGAAAGGAUAUAGCAGAGAGUAGGACUCAUGUCUGCCAGCACCAAGGAUACAGGUCCUUGGGUGCUGAGGUAAAGGAGGAUCUCUGUGAUGUGUUAGUGGUUAGGGAUAUCUUAACCUGCCAUUAAAGGUUCACAGCAAGUACUGGUGUACACUCCAACAGGUCAGAAAAAAAUCCCAUGCUGUGGGACAGGGGUUCCUCUGGGCACGCACAUGCAUACGAGACCUACUGGGGAAGUGAAACACACAUGAAGAAACCCGACACAGCAAGAAGCUGUGAGGCUUGUGCGCCUGUAUGUGUGCACACACACACACACAUGGUAUAUUGCAGAAUACUUAAUGACUCUGUCCCACAAUGCAUUUUGCCAAGUAGGAACAACGUGACCUUUCCUAAUGUUCUGCUGGUAGUAAUUUAAUUUAUGUAUUCACUUCGUGACUUUUACAUCAUCUGCUUUCUUGACUGCAGCAUUACUGUGUAAAUAUGUGUGUAUAUAUGUACAGAAACUAACUGAAGCAAUUAUAUUCAGGUUGGGAAAAGGGUGGGUUUUAUAUCUGUACAGUAUUUCCUUAUUAAAUAAUGGCAUGGGGGGGGUUGGGAAAGUUAACUUCUAAAUUGUGGUUUUAUUGGUCUGUGGUGUUUGAAGUUGUUUCAGUGGUUGCUUUUGCUGGUUCGGAAAGUUUAUCUGGAUGUUAUAUGUGUGUGCCAAGAAAGGGUCCCCAAAGAGGGGAGGUUUGGGAUUGGUGAGGGGUGGUGGGUAGCUGAGGGUGUUAAUAAUUUCCUGUAAUAAAAGCCGUGUUGAUUGCUAGGGACUGUUUGUGUGAGGCACAGGGCUGUUUCCUUCUCUAUGUGCUUUGCUCUUUGAUUACUUUCUCUUCCCUGGUCCCCAUUGUCUUCUCCCUGGGACAUCGGCAGAGUACAUUUGUUACUGUGGAUUACAGGGAUCUCUCUCUGCGCCUUCAUCUCCUGACCAGGUCUUCCAUCUCCCUCUUUUUGUGGCCUUCCCAUUAUCAGUGCGAGGGGAGGUGGUGUCUCGGACCCUUUGUGUCAUUCUUGUCCACUUUUCUUCCUCUCCUUUAGACCCCCUCUGUCCUUCUUCUAAGCAGAACCUCAUUUUCAGGUGUUUUCAUCUCUUCAGCAGUUUACUGCCUCAUCUCCCUGCCCUCUUAUCAACUUAUUUCUCAUCUUACUCAUACAGAUUCUUCAAUUUAAUCUCUAUGCCUCUUCCCUCAAAAUGACUUACGCUGGCUAUUUGCCCACUCUGCUCCUCUUAUUACUGUCUUCUUGCUCUGUUAUCUUCAUCAGACUGUGCAAUGCUGUGUGGAAGAUGAGUGAAGGGCAGGCCUCUGCUUCUCCUCUCCUGGAAAAUCUGAGCCCUGAACAGAUUUUUAGAAGAUUAUAUUUGGCAGCUAUUUUUGAUUUCUCUGUCACUUUCACUGGGGUGGUGGUCUGCCUUUGCCUGCUCAAGAAACUAAGAAAUGAUCAGUCUGGCAAACAAGCCAGUGCAAGGAAACAGUGAAUUUUUUCUGAGAAAGCCAAGAAAAAUAACAGAAUUUUCAUUCUUGAUGCCUGACUGGUGGAUUUAGGGCAGGGUCAGAUACAGGUUCAUCCACUUCAGGUUGACCCACAUCAAACUCAGUAGUUCAUUUGCUUUUACUCUAUGUGAAUAAAGCAAGGCUGCUGGAGAGAAGUAUGUGAUCUUUUAGAAGCACAGGGCUACCUUGCUUUAUUGCCUAGAGGCCACUGGCUUGUAAACACCUAUAUGAUGUUUUGCUGUGUUGCAACCCUGAGAGUGAAUGUCUGGUAGUAUUUGGUCCCUUUCUGUCUGACAAGUCAAUAUAAGCUGUUUCUUGGCACUAGCUGCCUAGAGUUUAUGGUCUGUUGUCAUGUCAGUAAGGGAGGAGAGUGACAGGGUGUGAUAUGGUGAAUAAGCAGAGACAAAGCCAAUGAGAAACUGGUAGGGGCUCUAGGCUGAUGCUUCCCGUUUUGGACAACUUGCAUUGUUCCUUAAUAAAUAUCUGUCAACCCACCACCCUCCACAGCCAUGGUACUGGCUGCUCAUCCCCAAAGACCUCUGAGUCACAGUCUGAGAAAGGGCCAGUCAGCCUCUCCGUGUGUGCAUGUGUGUUGCCAUGUGCCAUGGUCUCUGAGGGUUUGAGCUGUAUUGUAUGAAAGCAUGUGGACAGUGCAGAGCAGAGAGCAAAGGAGAGGGUCAGCAUGACCAGAUGUUAUCCAGAGCAGCAGUCUUUUCCCAGCUGCUGCUACCUCUUGCUCAACCUGCCAUUGCAGGCCUGCAUCUCUGAUUUCUGAGUGGGAGAAACCAUUACAGCCACAUGGGAAUGGAUCUCUACUCAAAGGUGCAAGCAAGGUAGACAUCCUUCUCACAUACCCUUGCUAUGAUCUUGGCAUGGCUGCCCCAGCAUGGUCCACAGUGGCCUGGGUACUUGUGAAUAUAUGGCUGCAAAUACCUGUCAGUCUGGGAGGAGGCAUAUGUUUGUGGAUUUGAGUGACUCCUGGCAGAACUCUAAAUAUAAGUGAAGUUUGAAAGUACUGGCCCAUUUGGUGCUACCCCAAUGAUGUGUGUCUACAUGGCAGGCAUCUCCUGCCAUAGAUCAGCUUUUGGCCAAAAUAGCGAGUUAUCUUUCUAAGUGUCACCAGGCUCCUUGCUUAUUCAAUGUGCAAUAAGCAUGACAUACCCGCAACAUUUGCAGGACAUCCAGAGAGAACGCAUCCCUCACAUGAGACUUCUAUCUGGGCCUGUGGACACUGGCUGCUAAGUCCCAUGUCAGCUGGACAAAGAUUAUACCUGGAUAUAAAAUGAAAGUUUUGUGCUUUCUCCCUCUGUUUUUCUUCCAGGCCAUGGAACCAGAUCCAUUGACACAGGCAGCUAAACUCCUGUGAAAUUCAAGGAGGUUUUGGAACGGCUAGUUAGGGGUCUAGGUGCCUAGAAAGCCUUUUGUGGAUUCUGUUGCUUGUGUGGGCCUCUUCUUGCAAUGCAUUUUGCCAGGAUUCCUCUCCCAGGAGCUCACCAUGCUUGAACAUAGAGGGGUUCCCUCUGCUUGGGAUCACCGUAUGUAUGUUGCAUGCCUGUUGCUACUUGUCUGUAUUUCUUGCACGUGUUUACUUGUGGGGAGCAGGGGUGGCUUCAUAUUGGUACAUGUAUUUAUGCAGCUUGCACACAUUUGUAUAUGUGGUGCCGCAGUCUGUAUGUGUGCUUAGGUGUUUGUAUGCAUGUGUUUGAGCUGAGAGAAAAGUGUUUGAAGACAUAUGCUGCUAAAGCCAGGAGAUAAGUACCCAUGGGUACCUCAGCAACCCUGUUGUUGCACUUGCUUACCUGGUAGGCCCUGGCACGGCUGCUUUGCUUGGACUCUGGGGGACCAGCUCUGAAUCAGUGAUGUGGCUGGGACACAGACUCCUCCUGGAGAUGGUUCAAAUACAGCACCAGACACACAUUCCAUAUGUUCAUUCACUUCUCUGCUGGAUCUGCUACGCCACAUUUUCAAACCAUUGUACCACACUCAUUACCUACUUCGGCCUUAACUGGUAGGGGGAGCAGGAAGACAAUCGUGCACUGACUGGUAAGGUCUUUUGGGAGAGAUCUAGUCAAUCUGUCCUGUGACUGAAACAAGAGGCUCCUUUGCUAUUCUUUUUGCUGCUUCCUAUGGCAAUGCAAGUACUGAAAUUUGACACACAAGCAAGCACUAGCCUGUCCUUUCUUGCUCUUGUGUCAGAGAGACAUGGGCAAAAGCCAGGCUGUGGUAGAUUUAUCUCCCUAUUCCCACUAUUUGGAAGAACUUCAUCAUUGCUGCUUGGAGCUGGUUAGGGAGCUUGCGAAUACCAAGCUCUGGAGUUCAGUUUCUUCAGAGGAGACAGUAAAUAGGGAGAAUGGGAGGCAGUGAACUUUCUGCAGCCAUUCUCCAUCCCAUUCAUUUCCAGGAGAGAUUGCUGCACUGCUAGCACCAGAAAGGAUGACCUGCUGGGAUAGCCCUACAGUGCCAACCAGCACAGCACUUUAACCAGCCAAACUGCUGAAGGGGACACUGCUGUCCUCUGUCAGCAGCCAGAAAAGACAAUCAGGACCUGAUGAAGAGAUGCCAUGACUAGUUAAAUAAGGAAGGAGCAACACUUGGGGGCUAGGGCCCUCAUCAUCUCCACUAUUUUAAGCCUGCUUAACCAGAUCUUUAGUGAUGGUGUCACUGGGCCUCUUUGACAGUUUCUUUUUAUUCAUAUUUAUAAAAUGUAACAGAAUAAUCUGUGGCCUCCAGUGACUCCUUCUAUCCCACCACAUCCAUCCACCUCCUCUGUUUUCUUCCAUGUUCAACCACUCCUUCCUCUCCAUCAAAUUGUGUCCUGUGCUCUGCCAGGCUUGUCUUUUAUGGAAGAGAAGAUACAUGUGUGUGAGUGCGUGUACGCACGUGUGUGUGUGUGUGUGUGUGUGUAUUUUAAGUAUUAUUACUAUUAUCAAGAUGCUAUACACCUAAAAGCUCCUAGCAAGCUGGAGCCUUCAAGAGGUGCUGUAGGAAAUGACCUUCCUACUAGACAGCGGUUAGUGCGGAGGUUGGCACAGAAAGCUGCUAGCUUUGGAGGCCUCCUUGCCUGUUGCUUUUCUUAUCUUUGGAGCAGGCUCUUUCUCACAUGUGUCAGAAAUGCAGAAAACUGCUCUUUUUAGCUUUGCAUUUUCAAAGUUUCUAAUAUGGGAAAAAAAAUAUUUGUUGAUUGGCUGUUGAUUUCAUUUGUUUGUUUGUUUGUUUACACAGUACUUUUAGUGGGAGCAGGGAGGUGUUUUCAGCAAUACAACUUUCCGAGACCUCAGUUCUGUGCAGUUAUUGUUUGUAUGGUUCAGCUGUGGUUGGGGUCUUUCCCUUGUACGUAUUUUUCCUGAAUGGCAGGGCUAUCUUGAAAUGUCUCUUUGCCAGUGACCAAAGCACAGUCUGUAACUGGAGGUGAGGGCUGGUAUAUAGAUGAGGCAGCAGCCUUUCAGGAGUAGCUUUUUACUGACUUGUUUGCAGAGUCACAGAAGGCAAACUAUUUAACUGUUGCACAGGUGGUUUUUGGGGUUGGUGUUUUUUUUUUUGGUACUCCCUCUUUUUCUUUUUUUUUUUUUUUAAUUUUCUCUUCUUUCCCUUAAAAAAAAGUUAUUUCUCCAGUGAGCUUUGGCUGUUGCCCCAAAGGCCGCUGUGAGGCAGGUAGCAGGCAGGGAGAGUGUCUGACCCCCAGGUCCUGCCCUCCUGAAGCCAUGCAGAAUUGCCUGGGUAAGGAGGGAGAAAGGUCCUUUGGUGGUUUCCACUGCCAUGCCUGGGAAAAGGACCCUGUGGCUGCAAAGGGGCCUGACCCAAAGGGAAUGGGCACCCACAGGAGAUCAUCGUCUGGCUUGUAUGGGUCGUGGGUCAAGCUGGAGGACAGGCAGGGGAAGAUGGCUCACUGACCCCUGCACAGCCCUUCCUAUGCUGGAGCAGGAGCAAGGCACAUAGGCCUGCAUCUGGGACAAAUGAAUGACCCUAAACAGGCCAAUGGGGUUCAGCCUCACCUUUCCCAAGCUAUUUGCAAGUGGGUAGGGCUGACCCUGACUUUGACAAUGUCAUUCAAGGCUGAGCAGAGUCUCACAGACCAUGAAGUAGAGGUUAAAGGUGGUGCAUGGGCAUCUGGCCCGCUCUUGAUGUCAUGACAGCUAAGAGAAAGCCCAGCGCCUUCAUCUUUUGGCACUUGGAAAUGGCUGAGAGCAGCAGUGUAGAACUGUUGUGUCUACAAGGGUUGGAGCAGGUAGAGUCUCUAGAGCUGGCACAGGUCAGCUUCAGCUGUAUUUACUUUCUAACUAAUGUACAUUUAGUUUGGAGAGCAUGUUUGAUGAGCUCAGUCUAUCAACCAAAAGAAAAAUAAAUACUCACCUCUAGUAUAAGUCUUCUACUGCCCAACACUGCUACCUCCUCUUCUCUUGAGCUGUUGGUAUCUUGUGCUGAACCUGGCCACUCAUCAGGCUGUUGCACACAGCAGAUAUAUCCUAUCCGCUUCUGAGACCAUCUUUGCCUAAAUUUUGCCUCCUUCACAUCCCCUUCAUACACGCACAUGUGUGCUCAUACACAUACACACACGUACCCACCUCCAGCCACUUCACUGGUGAAAAUCAGAGCCACAGAGACAUAUGAGUGCCAAAUCAAAUAACUUCUUAUUUCUCAACUUAAUGAUGAAAAAGUUUUGUUCUUUUUUUUUUUUUAAUUUUUUUUUACAUAUGCAAAUGUAAAAGGGAACUGUCAGCGAAUUGGUGGUGGCGAGAGGAAAUGGGAUGUUUUGUAACCCUAGCUGCAGUAAAAAAAAAAGAAAUAAAAAUACAUUAAAAAUAUUUAAAAUCACAAAAAGGAAAAAAAAAAACCUUGAACUAUUUUGGAAAUAUUGUGAAUAAUUUUUUGAUAUAAAAACUAAUUUUUAUGUAGCAUGAAAACCACCAAAAUAAAAUGAUCAAGAAUAAAAGCUGUGCAGAGGGUGUUUUUGUUAGUUGUUGAGGGAAAAGAAGGAAGAGAGAAACGGUGGUAUUUGAGAGAGGGAUGAUACUGCCAUGGCUUUUACUGUGAGUUUCACAAUACGUGAUGUUUUUCUUCAAUCUUGGUAACUGGAGUCUUGUGGUUAUGUAAAAAAAAAAAAAAAAGAAACAAAACAAAAAAAAAACCCCAAACUCAUAUUUUAUAUGAAAUGGUGUUUUUAUCUCUGAUUGCUGUGGAGAAAAUGUUGAAAAUAAGAACAGAAAGAAUCGCAAAGACUCAAAAAACAAAAGACAAAUUGAAAAUGGCCAUGAAUUGCUUUUGAGUGAUAACAGCAAUCACAAAAAUUUUUCUGUAUGAUUUAUGAUUUUUGAGUAGUUGAGGUUGCAGUUCUGGGGAGGCAGGUAUGAAGGAGGUAAGACUGACAAAGGCUGACAAAGUUCUGCUUUUCAUUAUGUGAGGCCCAGCGGUUAAACCAGGGUCACUUCACAUGUCCUUCAAAGAGAACAAGGUGUUGUCCUUUUGCGAGAUGUAUUGGCAUCACUCUCCAUCCUUAAAAAAAAAUUAUAUAUAUAUAUAUAUAUACAAUUACAGGUUUCUUAAAGGAAGCAGACUGCCUCUCCCAAUCCUAGACAAAAUGGUGUAUCAUCUCAGCACUCCAGUCCCUCCUAGAAAUGCUGGUGGCAAUUCUCUGCUCCCCUGAUGGAACUGGAAUGUCAGUGUUUUUUGCCUCCUUUGGGAGCUCUGCCACUAGGUCCUGGAGCAUUAAAUUGCCUUUGAGGAGGUGGCAGCACCCAUCCCACACUGCUAUGAAUCAAGGUGUUGCUGCUUUUAAUUGUCAGAGGACAGGAGAUGCUGGUUUCCACGCUAUUCCAGGGAAGUUGGUAGGUCAUUCUGUCCAUUCUGUCUUGAAAAUAUUGCUUGUUCCUGAGUGAGUCUGACCUCCUGCAUAAGAAUUUCAUCUUCCCUCCCUCAUGUUCUCAUCUCACAUGCAGUCAUUAAAACACUGCUCAUUCUGCUAGCAGAGGACUUUCUCUGUUGCUCCUGUCCUUACUGUCUGACUUCUACAUCACAGGUUGAAAGGGAGGAGGCAGAUAACACACCAUAUAGCUUAAAAUAUGAGUUCAACACUGACCAAGAAGAAUGAAAAUCAGUAAAGACUCAAGGUCAGCCUAGAUUACUCCUCUGGCAGUGUGCAGAAAGAGAACUCUGGGUCAAAAUCUUGUCUUCUGCUCAAGUCAAGAUAGACUUGGGCAGAGUGGAGAGGGAGGACCUGGAGACAGUCGUGGUGUAGACCAGCUUGACUGAUGGGUUCUUGAAUUCUGAGCCCCGGAUACAGUUGUGAAAGAAGAUCCAUGGGAACUUUAUAUUCUGGUUGGGGAAAGAGAGGGAGAAUCCUUUUAGCCUGAGAGACCAAACCCUGAAACAACUUCUUGGCUUAUCUGGCUAUGAGUUAGCCUGUUGCCAGUGCCUAUUCCCUGCAGUAUCUGUUUUUGCUUUUUGACUCCUAUAGGGAAGAAGACAGACUUUCCUCUGCCUUGUGAAGAUUUUGUCAUCAUUAGUUAUAAAUCUAGGUUGUUCCUCCAGUGAGUAUUUGGCUAUUUACUGUUAUUCCCACUUGUUCUGUCUCUAGUCCUGUCCUCUCACCAUCAAAUCUUGCCAACAAUAUUGUCUUGCUGUGAGGAGCAGUAUGCCUCCGUGGCCUCCUGUCCUUGCAUCUUAAGAAGAGGGCUCUUGUGCCCUUAUGGGAGGAAGCUAGCACUGCUCCAUGUCCUUCAAUGAACCAUGAAGGCUGACAAGUCAGUUUAGGGGUGUUGCUUAUCUUACUUUCCUCCAGUGACAGAUAUUCCAGUUGCUUUCCUUACAAAGAACAAGAUAUCUUACAUCUGUGACCGUUGUGGACUAGCUCUAUAUUUGUGUCAUCAGCUGGCAUUUACUCCCUCAAAGACAAUAAGGAGAAUCACAAGAAACCUCUUAUCUUUAGCCUGGACAACCACCCUGUGACUGGUAUUGCUUUCUUCUCCCAAUUAGCAAAUGAAAGGAUGAGAAAAAAUGGCCUCAAAUUGCAUGAAGGAAGGUUCAGAUUUUAUAAUAGGGAAAAAUUCUUCAUGGCAAGCAUUGUCAGGCACUGGAACAGGCUGUCCAUGGAAGUGUUUGAGUCACCAUCCCUGGAGGUGUUUAAAAGAUGUACAGAUGAGGUUCUUAGGGACACGUUUUAGUGCUAGAGUUAGGUUAUAGUUGGACUUGGUGAUCUUAAGGGUCUCUUCUAACCAACAUGAUUCUGUGAUUCUAUGGUUCUACCAGCAGCCUCCUAUUCACACACAUCCCGUUAGCAGAAUCAGGGAUCAAGACAGCAGCAGCAGAGAAGGGUAGGAAAAGAGGAAUCAGGGAGAAGAUGAUGUGUGGAUGACCACUUAAUGCUGUGUUGGUGCAUGGUGUGUGCUCACCAGCUAGACAAUGUGGCAUGAAGCAAGAGCAGCACUGUGACUGUAUGAACCCCAGGUCUUAAUUUCUCCUCCAUCUGAGAGGUGGUCUCACUUUCUCUUCCCUGGGCAGAGGUUGCCACAUGGAGGACAUGAGGCAGGGGACUGGGCAAGAGGCAGUGGACUGGACAAGAGACUGAGCACCUGUAGGGACCUCACCUUCAGUGCUGAAAGUGCACAGUGCACAUCAGAGCCCAAGCUGCUGACCUGACAGCACAAGUGCUGCCUCUGGCAGCAGGCAAGGAAAAGUCACAAUGAAAACCUCAGCUCUGGGGGCUUUGACUCUCUUCAGGAAAUAUCUGCAGAGGAAUGAGUGUAGUGGAGCAGAAUAGAUAACUUUGCCACACACGGUGUUAGAAAGAGGAAAAACUUGGCCUGGAAAUAUGGUUCUGGGUGGAAUACAUGUUAAAAGUAACUCCCUGGAAGUAGAGGGGAACAGACCUAAACCAGAAACUUGGCUAAUGCUCUGAAAAUUCAAAUUUCCAAGCAUAAUGUUUCAGAGUCUGGAACUGGGGCUUGGGCCAUGUAUUAUGCUAGCUGGAAGUUCAGCCAGGGGCCAUUCUUGUGCUCCAGUCUCCACACUCACCUUCUCUUCCCUGGAGUAAAGUGGCAGGCUCAUCUCUUUCUUUAGACCCAGAAGGCCUAAUGCUGAAGUGGAAUAGCAUGCAUUUUGCCCACCUUGUUUCUCUACAUCACUGCUUAGAUCUCAGGUCUUUCAAGGCAGACAUUCAACCAGGCCAGAGAGAGAGCAGAAGUCCUUCCAGUACACACAGUACAGCAAGGGUAAGAGUCUGGAAUUUUUGAGCACACAACCCCUAGAUGCUCUCCUUGAAACACCUCUGUGUCUUUGUUCACAUGAGCAGUGCUUGAUUCAUUUGCCCUCACAGAUAAUUUACAUGGCCCAUCAAGAAGCCAAGAUUCUGUCAGUGAAGAAGAACUAUUCAAUGUGGCUUUUCAAUAUUUGAACAAGGCACUGGAAUUGUAGUUACAGAAAAGGCAUCUCCAAAGAUGCACAUCCCACACCUGGGGGAUAUUAGCUUGUGUUCUUCACUUCAAGAAGCAAAGAGUUUCAGGGGUCUUCUUUGGCCUCCCACAUGUAGGAACUUUUCCAAGUGAUAAAUGCACUUCCGCUGGCUCUGGUGGCCCUUUUAUGCACACAUAUGUUCCUUUAUCAGGUCUGGGAGCUGAACCUUACUGUGCUAAGAUACAAGUGAAAGCAUCCCAUUUGGGACCAAAGAGAGCUAGUUGUGAUGAACCAGCCACUUCUCCUAGCUUUGCAGCUUCAUAUUGCUUAAGGACUAACUGUUCAGAUGUUCUCCUUCCUCCCCAAGCCACUUCAGGGCUCUCUCUGUGCUGCAGUGGCAGCCCGGUUUGCUCUCCCUACUGACUUUCCCCUUCUUUAUAUGCAGAGAGUAAUGACUUGAUGGCUGCUUUCUUAUCUGAGGUGUUAGAUUAAAAUUGGAGAAGCAUGACGUUUUGGACCUGUCUCUGUGGCUCUCUGAUUAGUUAUCCUCACUGAGGAGGCAAGAGACUGAGGCCUGCCAGCUGCGAGAUUGAGCUUUGGGUAAGUGAUCAACCUUCGGCUGCGUGUUGCUGCUGUGCUGUUAGCAGAGGGGAUGCACACUGGAAUGCUGAGCACCAUGCACUCUCCACUCUUUUGAGAUUGGAUUGUAGAUUUGCAUCUAAACAGAAAAGAAGGGAUUGAUUUUUCUCCUUGUCUAUUUUCCCUACUCCCAAGGGAAGACUUCCUGAAAGAAGUGAAAGAAAAGGCUCUGUCCUCACUUGAAACUUAGACUGUUGUCUCUCCAUGUAUUGUUUUUCAGUGGUAUAAUGAGACAGACCUUUGGCUGGUGCCCAGACACUCUCGAUGUGUUUCUACAUCCUUUUUCUGAAGGAAUAGCAUAGCUUCUGCUUGCAUGGGUCUGUUCAAGUCUUCCUACUACAGACCCUGGAUAGCUGGGGGUGCCUGGGGGACAGCAGCACUGAAUUUUGGGAAGAAAUAAUUAGUUAUUGCUUGUGCCAUGUUUGCACAAAGUAGAGAAAGAUUUUUUUAGAAGCACUUGAGAGAUAUAUUAUAACAAAGCACAUGUGAUUAAAAGUCGAUAUUGCUUAGCUGCUCACAUGUUUUUAGAGAUUUCCACUACAAAAGCUAAGAAUGUUUAUUCUUCUUAAAAAUCUCUUUAUGAAGGGACUGGAGUAUUUAAUAGUGAUAUAAACUAGUUGAGCUCUCCUGAACCUAAAAGAUACUGUCAUAGUAAUCUCAACUAGUGACUACUCCUGGAGGAUGCCCUGGGUUGAGCUGAGGAUACAAAGCUACCUUGAGGGUGCAGAAGCCCCCUCCUUGAUAGUACCAGCCACAGAGACGGAAGUAGGUACUACAUUGGGCAGGAUUUCAUGAGAAAAGUACACAUGGGGAUGCACAUUGACUGCAAGCAGUGACUGGUGGCAUCAGGGGUAAAUUUGUGUUGGUCAAAAUGACUCCAUCUCUCCAAACAAUGACACAAUUGCUGUGAAGUUGGACAGUGUCAGUAUCAGUCAUUAAUCUAGGAUGCAGCAAGUAAAGUGAAAUGCUUUGCCAGCAGGGUGAAACCCCAACAUAAAACUGAUCAAAAACGUUUAGGUCCUGUUUUCAAACAAGGUUUGUCUGUUUGAUGCUUCUCACUGCCGUAGUCCUUACUUCAAAGGGUUUGCAAUUUUGAUGCUAAACUGAAAUACGUUAAUAUUAGCAUUUACAUUAACAAGUAAAUUGACAGAUGCCAUAGUUUACAUAUAUUAUGCAAAUAACCCGGAAUCUUGCAUGCAUUUGCAUCUAAUUUUCUCAAGAUUAAAUGAGACAUACACUUUAUAGGGGAAAUAAUUGGGGUAUCCAAGCAUAUGAUAAGCUAGGUGACUUGAUGUGGCUUGUAUGAACUGUGGUAAAGCCAAGAUGCAGAGAAAAAGGACAUCUGGCGUUUUCCUCUGCAAAAAUACUAUGUUCAUGGUUGCUGUUUGGAGAAAACACUGCAGGAAUUUCUCUGGAAUGUGGUCAGAAGUAGUACAAGAAGCUUGUGCUGGGAGAUGUGAUUUGGGAUGUUGGGAUCUCAACCUAAAGGGACAGUCAAGGUCUCUGCCUGUUAUUUUUUCAAGAUUUGUGAAAGGAACAACUCCUCUCUUUUCAGCACUGUGCAAAUAUCACCCAGUUGAGUUCUUCCCACCUUGUAAGGGGAUGAGUAUUUCUUAGACAGGGGAGCACUGAGGAGGCAAGUCUGUGAUCCACACAAGAGCAGACCCAACACUUGCCUGUCACCAGUACCUGGCAGGAUGUCUUCUUCUUCUUCUUCUGAUCCCUCUGGAAGUCAUGAAGGGAUGACAGCUAUUUGCGAAGCUAUGCCCGGGGCAAUCUGUUUCUGCUUCAGGUGAGUUUGGUGAGGAAUCUUGCUGUUCCGAGUGCUCUAGUUUUCCAGGUUCGUUUCACUUCUUCCAUUGGGCAGAGCCUUGAAGAUGCUGUACCUCAUCCCAGCCUUGGACAAAGAGAAUCCGAACCACUAAUUGCGGCAGUUUUCUCUGUGCAUUUUUAAUUAGCUCUACUUUUACAGGUAGCAUGAGGAAGUGUAUGUAAGGGCCUGAUCCAGAGAGGUGCUGGGUUGUUCAGGCUCUCUCAGGAUGCUCGGCCUUUGCUGCCACCCAGACCUGACUUGUCUGAGCUGAUCACAGAGAUUCUAGUAGGAUUCAAAAUACAACUAAUUUCUCUACCUUGGAAACUUGCACAUCAAGACCUUAGUGUACUCCUCACAAGCAUACUUCUGCUGCUUUUGUCAGGCUGCUGCAAACUUUCAGCUUUUACAGGAAGACUGUCAAAACAUUGUAUAGAAAACAAUUUCCUUUUUCAGUUCCGCCAGUGUGCAGUUAACACUUCAGGCUGUCAUAUUGUAGAGACUUCAUCGAGAACCUCUUUGUAUCAUGCAAAGUGUUUACCCAACUUGGAAUCUCAUCCAAGACAUCCUGGUCUGUUUGAAUAGUGACUGAACAUCCUGGCCACCUGCUUCUUGUGCUUUACUUCUAAACCUUGCAGGAUACUUUGAACUGCAAACAACCAUGCAACUGGACAGAGCUGACCUAGUUUCCUUUUGUCUUCAAAAGGCUAGGAUGAUAAAAGCCAUUUUCCCAGGGUUACAGUUCAGCUUAGUUCAAGUUCCAGCCUCAUAAUUGCUCAAAAAUUUCAGGUCUGUCUUGCCAGUGCCCCUUUAAAUAAUGCAUACUCCUGCUUACAGAGUCACUGCCACUCUUCAAAUAUUCAAGCGUUCCUUACAUUUAAUUUUGGAUGGUUUACUCUCUCCAGGGAGGAGGCAGCUUAUAAAAAGCAAUUGCUGAUGGAAAAAGUAGAGCUUACAUGACUUGCAGCAAACAGCAAUUUGAGUUCUCAAGAACAUGCAUGUCUUGGACAUGUAAAUUUUACUCAUUUGCAUUUCAGGGGCACAUGUGACAUACAACACUGCUUUCUCAUCCAGUAACAUUAUCUAAGCUUAAUGGUUAAUGUCAAGUUUUUUUAACAUUUACAAGUGCAUUGGGAGAUUAAUUUGUUUACUUGCAUUAUGCAAAACUGAUUUAAGAUCGUGGUUUGCAUUUAUACACAUUUACAUAGUGUUUCCUGAUUAAUACAGUAUAAUACACACAAAUCAUGUGUAAAUUGCAGGCUCACAUCUGCAACAUAAACUUCAGUUUGUACAAUGUAAUAUUUGACUUGUCUGGAAGAACUUUUCCAGCAGGUUGCAGUUGAAGUCAGGAUAUGGCAGGGAGGGAAGAGCUAACAGGCAUCAGGUGUGAAUUUUCUGUGGGGAAGCCUUUCCUCAGCACCUAUUACUUGCUGAUACCCUGAAGUCAUGCAACCGAAUAAGAGGAUGCCAAGUAUAGCUGGCAAUGGGAUGAGUUUCGUGUAAUGCUGUGACCCUGGGGUCAGGCUGCCAUGAACACACAAUUUAGUUGCGUGCUCAGUGAGUUUAUGCUCCGAGUAAAAUGGGUAAGCAGCAAAAGGAGCCAGUGGGAGGAAAAGGGCCAGCAACCACUGCUGCCAGUCAUGGCCUUGCUACCUUGGCUCUGUUCCUCAUGAAGAGGCUCAGCUGGGUGCAGUGGAGACCCUUGAGGUGCUCCACUCUGCUCCAUGUAGUACCUUUGACUGGGGAUGUUCAAGGCUGGCACAGGGAGGACCAGUGGAGAGUGUGGGGAGAAGGGCAGUGAUAACCAGCGCGCAUCUGGUGUGGGGCUGAGAUGGGAACCCAGAAAGGCAACAACCUUGUACCCAACACAGGGGCAAGGGUACACUGUGGAUACUUCGCCAGUGUAGUGUCUUCCUAAGGGACAGCGUGGUCGAACUCAGGCUUGCCUCAUCUCUCCGAGGCCCUAAUCCUACUAUCUGUCCUCCACCAGUCAUGACCUCAUUGUCCUCUUCCCAACACCCUCACCCCCUCCGGUUUUUCUUUCUGUAAAUAACUCUUUCUGACUUUGGACAAGCAGGGAUCAACAGAUUCUGGAGGGGGUGGGGAAGACACUUGUUUUGUUUUGGUUUGUUUUUGUUUUUUUUCUUUCUAUCUUGAAUUUUGGUGUUUGAACUUGAAAAAAAAUAAUAUAUAUAAAUAUAUAAAUAUAUAUUUAAGCAAAUGGAUUUUAUGGAGAACUGUGAAAGGAGUUGAUUUUUUCCCCUUUGAUUUCUCUUGUUUCUCUUUGGGGUUUGUUUUUUGGGGAAGGCAGUUUUUGUGAACUGUUGAGAUUUCCAGUUCAGCAUUGUUAAAAGGAUGUGGAGAAAAAAAAAAAAAAAAAAAGAAGAAAAA